UGAUUAUCCCGGGAUUCGGAGAAAUUAAUGGAGACAGUAGGCGACUAGAUCAAGGGAAAGAAAUGCAAAAGGCAAAGGGUCACCAACCUGGUGCUGGCGAAGUCGUAAAGCUUGGCAGUGCUGGAGAAGACGACGAGCCCAACCUCAGCGUCGCAAAGAAUGGCCAACUCCUUGGCCUUCUUCAUCAAACCCUUCCUUCUCUUGGAGAACGUCACUUGCCUGCUCGU
This is a messenger RNA of Linum tenue, 227 nucleotides long. Lineage: Eukaryota; Viridiplantae; Streptophyta; Magnoliopsida; Malpighiales; Linaceae. The record is from the annotation of a GenBank genome assembly.